Messenger RNA from Guyanagaster necrorhizus, 713 nucleotides. RefSeq lists its product as uncharacterized. NCBI's taxonomy places the organism in Eukaryota, Fungi, Basidiomycota, Agaricomycetes, Agaricales, Physalacriaceae. The annotation marks the transcript as partial. The transcript is spliced from 6 exons. The record is from RefSeq and is a predicted model, not a curated record.
GCAAUCGACCUCAAGUACGUGAUUAAAUUCCCCUCCAUGGUCUCAACAAUAUACUGUCGCACUAAUAUCACAAAAGCCUUUUAGUAGAUUGUAGCAAUUGGUACCUUUCUUUGGGGAGUUGUCGGACCGGGGUCAAAAAAAGUCGAGUCGCAAGUCGUCCCAAACUAUGUACUUUGAUUGGUUUUAUUACAGCAUUGCUGUAGUCUUUCGCCAUCCAGUGGUCUUCCUAUGAAUACCGUAACGUCCAGCGCACAAUCGAUGGUGGCGCUAUUGAGGCCAGUGUCACAUACAAUCAUGAAAGCCUCUAUUAUUUGUUCACCUCGUUGGCCAUCGACUUAUAAUAUUCGCAUCGGAAGAUCUAUAUCCCCAACAUCUAGCGUGGCAUCUGGCUUUGUUGACCAAGCGGGUAUAGUCUUGACAUUUGGCGAAGGAACACUGGUUCUGGGCAUCCAUGUUAGCAUUGUGGGUCCUGGAGGACAAGACUUGAUGGACGAUGUUGAUGGCUUCACUCUUGUAUACUCUGGGUUGAGCUGACUUCUCUUCGACUUUUUGAUUGAUUAUUCACCAAGAUUAUUAUACAUCAUCGGGAAGCUUCCUGGGCAUCAACCUAUUGGAUUUUUCCAGCGGCUGGCCGGUGGUUGCUUGAAUUUGGCUUCCUUCCCUCCGCCUCUGGAUAUCAUUUCAUUUUCUGUAUACUUCUCGCCGUUCUUUAG